Molecule: messenger RNA, 3267 nt
Organism: Brassicogethes aeneus
Lineage: Eukaryota; Metazoa; Arthropoda; Insecta; Coleoptera; Nitidulidae
Source: the annotation of a GenBank genome assembly
GGCAGGGAAAUUUUAUUAGACAACAAAAUGGCUAGUAAAGUAUUAGUUUUAGUUGUGACCAUCUUUUUGGUCGUAAAUGCUGUUGAAGAACACCAUCAUGAAAAACACCAAAACAAGCACCAUAACAAACACCAUAACAAACACCAUGGUUUAGCCCACCAUAGCAGGGAUUAUUCACCUUCUGCAGCGUGCCGAUGGGUUUGCGAUGGUACCUCAGGAGGUAACAGUACCACUGGGUCAGGUCCUGGACCUGGAGGUUCCACGAGUGAGGCUCCAGGUUCCGGAGGUUCCACACAAAGUGGCCCUGGAGGUCCAGGUUCCGAAAGUUCCACACAAAGCGGCCCUGGAGGUCCAGGUUCCGGAGGUUCCACACAAAGUGGCCCUGGAGGUCCAGGUUCCGAAAGUUCCACUCAAAGUGGCCCAGGAGGUCCUGGUUCCGGAGGUUCCACACAAAGUGGCCCUGGAGGUCCAGGUUCCGAAAGUUCCACUCAAGGUGGCCCAGGAGGUCCUGGUUCCGGAGGUUCCACACAAAGUGGCCCUGGAGGUCCAGGUUCCGAAAGUUCAACAAAUGGCCCUGGUGGUCCAGGUUCUGAAAGUUCCACACAAAGUGGCCCUGGUGGUCCAGGUUCCGAAAGUUCCACAGCAAGCGGCCCAGGAGGCCCUGGUUCCGGAGGUUCAACAAAUGGCCCUGGAGGUCCAGGUUCCGAAAGUUCCACACAAAGUGGGCCUGGAGGUCCAGGUUCCACACAAAGUGGCCCUGGAGGUCCAGGUUCCGAAAGUUCCACAGCAAGCGGCCCGGGAGGUCCUGGUUCCGGAGGUUCUUCAAGUUCAGCUCCAGGAGGAGGUACACCAGGAGGACAAGCAAGCACCCCAUCGGGAAAUCCAGGAAGUCAAACAUCAGAAAGUCCAGGAAGUGGAGGUUCUACAUCUAGUCCUGGAUCCAGUGGAGGCGGAGGCAACUUAAAUAUCAACCUAAUAUUUAAACAGUCAUCAAAUUUAAUCGCUUUGGUUAAUGUCGACGGCAAAGUUGGAAUUAUUUUCGACAUUAAAAACAACAUCACUCUCGAGUUUGAUAUCAAUAGUAAAGUUGGUUUUGUUCUGGACGUGUCCAAGAACAUACUCUACAAAAUAACUGUUUCAUCAUGGGAUGGUAAGUCCGCGGAAGCCGUCGUAGAUCUGUACAAAUCCCUAGAGGAGAUCCUAAAGACAGCUGAACAAUCUGGAACUAAAGUCGACGUUUCCGGAGAAGUUUCGAAAGAGUUCUUGGACAUCAACGUCCAACUGGGCUUUGCCACCGAAGAAGUAUCAUACAGACUCAUCACCGACUGCAUCGUAACCAACAUAAACCUAAUCACAAACAAACUGAAAGGCUUCUACAGCUCCGAUCUCAACAUCAAGAUUUCCGGAGGCUUACUGUGGUGGACGAAAGUACAAUCGGGCAUUACGGUUUUAUUCGGGGAAACAAACAAAACGAUAGAAGAGUUGGGGGUUAAAUUCAACGUGGAGAUCAUUCUAAAUCAACCCAACGGCGUGGCGAUAUUGGUGCAGAUACUGCUGCAGAUAGAGGAGAAGAGUGAUGUAACCGAGCUGGUUAUCAAAGUUUUGAGCGAUCAGAGCACCCUUUUGAACAUCCUCGUGCUUCUAGGCGGGGGAAAAACCACUGGGGUCGACGGUAUAGUCAACAUAGCCUUCCAGAUAAGCCUUCUGGUGAAUGGUAAGGGCUCUUUGGACGCCUUGAUCACGGCUUGCAUACAGUCAAUCUCCGUAACGACUAUUGCUGCUGAUGUGCAGGACUUCUACAAAGCCAUUCAAGCCUUGAUACAGGUGGUUCAGAAGAUUGCCGCUAAAGGAGCGUCAUCAGGGUGGACAAAGUUGCAGGGAACCCUGCAGCAGAUUGUUAGCGGUAGCUGGAAGAUCGGGGAUGUGGAUAUAUCGGCUAUAUUCAAGCUGGCUGUGUCAGGAAACUUCCAAGGAAGUUUGCAGAUCAUCAUACAAAUCUUGCAGAAGUUGGGCAGCCAAUGGACGGGUUCCGAUGGCGGCGUAAACGCUCUGUUCCAAGUGAUAAUAAAGUUGUUGAACGGAACAUACGGAAAGGCUAUUUUGGAGAAAUUGAUCCCGGGCAUCAAUCUCGGCGGAAUCAACGGUACCAACAUCAUAGAAUCUCUGCAAAAGCAGUUCAACUUGACCAGCAUUUUAUCUGGCGGCGUAAGUGGCUUAACGAAAAUUCCGAUCUUGGGGGACAUUUUGCAGAGCAUACAAACAGCGUACGGUGGCUCCUUCGACAUACAAAAACUUCUUAAUGCUACCGCACUGGUCGACACCAUUCAAAAUGGUGGAAAGAUUUGGACUGGAAUCAUAAGCAACAUCAUCGGCACCGUUGAGGAUGGUAUAGGAAGUUGGUUGAAUAUUACAACUGGAUGGUUGGGUGGUCUGGGUGGUCUAUUUGGAGGAGGAGGAAGUUCAGGGUCAAGUGGUAAUGGCAGUGGAGGUGUUACCGUUGGAGGAGGAGGAAGUCAAGGAGGAGGUAUUUCCAUUGGAGGGGGAGUUAUUGGUGCAGGUUCUGGUUCUGUAACUGGAUCUGGUGGUGUGACUGAGUCGGGUUCUGGUUCUGAAUCAGGUUCUGGUUCUGAAUCAGGAUCCGGUAGUGGAUCAGGAUCUGGUGGAGUAACCGUUUCGGGUGGUGGGUCAGGAUCUGGAUCCGGUGGAGGAUCUGGAUCCGGAUCUGGUGGGGUGUCUAUUUCGGGUGGUGGAUCAGGAUCUGGAUCAGGAUCCGGUGGGGUAACCAUUUCCGGUGGUGGAUCAGGAUCUGGAUCCAUUGGUGGAUCUGGAUCAGGAAGUAUUGGAGGUGGAUCUACAGGCGGAGGUAUUUCGUGGGGAUUUGGUCGCGAUCAUCAUCACCAUCAAAAUAAACACCAUGUGGCUCAUGACGAAAAAUCCGCUCAUCACGAGAAGGCGGCUCAUCACGAGAAGGCGGCUCAUCACGAGAAGGCGGCUCAUCACGAGAAGGCGGCUCAUCACGAGCACGCUCACGCGAAACACGCUCAUCACGAGGGAAAACAUGAGCACCACGAAGCUAAACACGCGCAGGCCCAUAAUGAGCACCAUGAGAUAAAGCAUCACCAUGGGAAACACCAUGGGCACAAUAACCAUGAAGAAUCCGUUCAUCAGUAAAUAUCAUUGAGGGUCUAUUAAAAAGGUUAUGGUUGAAAUUAAUGACAUAAUGUAUAUUUUGCAUAAAUAAAUAACGUUGAUUAUUCAUUAAUUGUU